AUGCGCUCGGUAGUCGCGCGCUCUGCGUUUGCUCCCCUCCGAGCCUUAUCAUGCCCGCGAGUCACCGAGGCGCCGUCCAUUUUCGCCGGCGGGCGGGCAGCAUGGUCGGCAAACACCUUGAGACCAUUGCAUACAGCCCCUCCGCGCAUGUCCUCCGCAACGACGGCAGAACCCUCCAAAGACUCCUCCAAUCCGGCACUAUCAUUCCCCUGUCUCGACGCGCAAGACGCUAAAUCGGCGCUUCUCUCGGCUCGAUCGCUGCAAUCCGGCCCGGAACCGUCCUAUACCACCGGCCAGCACGAACAGUUCCGCUGCAAGGACCCGCUCCUCUUGGACUGGGGCGGCGUGCUGCCCGAGUUUGAGAUUGCAUAUGAAACAUGGGGCCAGCUCAAUGCCGACAAGAGCAAUGCUAUCCUCCUGCACACGGGCCUGUCGGCCUCGAGCCACGCACACAGCACGCAGUCGAAUCCCAAGCCAGGGUGGUGGGAGAAGUUCAUUGGCCCCGGGCUCCCACUCGACACUGACAAUUACUUUGUGAUCUGCACCAACGUGCUGGGGGGAUGCUACGGCAGUACGGGUCCGUCAUCGGUGGAUCCCUCCGAUGGGAAGCGGUACGCGACGCGAUUUCCCAUCCUUACACUGGAUGAUAUGGUGCGGGCGCAGUUCCGGCUGCUUGAUACACUGGGAAUCCGCAAACUGGCGGCAAGCGUCGGGUCCAGUAUGGGUGGCAUGCAGAGUCUGGCUGCCGGCGUCUUGUUCCCAGAGCGAGUUGGCAAGAUUGCCAGUAUCAGUGGCUGCGCGCGCAGUCACCCGUAUAGCAUUGCCAUGAGGCACACGCAGCGACAGGUGCUGAUGAUGGACCCGAAGUGGGCGCGCGGCUUCUACUAUGACUCGAUCCCGCCACACUCGGGUAUGAAGCUGGCGCGCGAGAUCGCUACCGUCACCUAUCGCAGUGGACCUGAGUGGGAGCAGCGAUUUGGUAGGAGGCGCGCGGACCCUAGCAAGCAGCCUGCACUGUGUCCGGAUUUCUUGAUCGAGACUUACCUCGACCACGCGGGCGAGAAGUUCUGCUUAGAGUAUGAUCCCAAUAGUCUUUUGUACGUCUCCAAGGCCAUGGACCUGUUUGAUCUAGGCCAUGCCCAUCAGACCGAGACACGUGGCCGUCGUGCCGAAUCUGAGGCUCGUAUCGCGCGCGGUGGUAUCGCUCCCAGCGUCUCUGAUCCUGCGUGCAGCCUCACACUGCCCGAGAAACCGUAUGAAGAACAGCCCGAAGCCACAGCCUCCGUGCGGCCGCUGGACCAGCCUGCCGCUGCAUCCGAAGAACCCGCAGGAGCUCCUCGCGAUCUUGUCAAGGGCCUUGCUCCUUUGAAGAACCACCCGGUACUCGUUAUGGGUGUGGCUAGCGAUAUCCUUUUCCCAGCAUGGCAACAGCGCGAGAUCGCUGAUACCCUUCGCGCGGGUGGCAACAACCGCGUCGAACACAUUGAGCUAGGCGAGGAUAUCUCGCUCUUUGGCCAUGACACCUUCCUGCUGGAUCUGAAAAAUAUCGGCGGUGCUCUUGGCCGGUUCCUGCGGUAG
Molecule: messenger RNA, 1578 nt
Organism: Penicillium lagena
Lineage: Eukaryota; Fungi; Ascomycota; Eurotiomycetes; Eurotiales; Aspergillaceae
Product: homoserine O-acetyltransferase family protein
Exons: 1
Coding region: 1-1578 (525 amino acids)
Biological process (GO): L-homoserine metabolic process
Molecular function (GO): L-serine O-acetyltransferase activity; homoserine O-acetyltransferase activity
Source: RefSeq, a predicted model, not a curated record